Rubroshorea leprosula is the source of this 1344-nucleotide messenger RNA. The record is from the annotation of a GenBank genome assembly. Lineage: Eukaryota; Viridiplantae; Streptophyta; Magnoliopsida; Malvales; Dipterocarpaceae.
GCAAAUUAGAAAGAAACAAACUAUCUGCUUGGUCGUUAGAACUAGUACCAUCUUGACAAAGAUAUGGCUUCAUUGAGGUCAUAUCUCCUGACGACCCUCCUCCUCGUAUUGAUCUUCACCGCCGCUGUUGGGGUAAGGGGCGACGACAAGGCAAAGGGCAACGGAAAAGGAAGCAGCGGCAACAAUGACAACGGAAAAGGAAAAGGUGGCGACAACAAUAACAAAGGAAAUGGAAACAAUGGCAAUGGAAAAGGAAACGGUGGUAACAACAAUAACAAGGGAAAUGAAAACAAUGACAAAGAUGAAACCAACUACGAUGUGAGAACGGGGGAUGAUGGACGAGAACAUGCAUACUGCAAAGGGAAAGGAUCAGCUUGUUACGGGAAGUCGCUUGUUUGUCCGGCUGAGUGUCCAGAGAGAAAGCCCAAGCAGAACAAGAAGAAGGGAUGCCAUGUUAACUGCGGUAGCAAGUGCGAAGUCACCUGCAAGUCUAGGACAAACAUUGCAUUAUGUCACAAUUCUAAGUGGAAGGCUCACCUAGUUAAGCUACUUAAUGUCUUUUUAACAGGGAGGAAGCCCAACUGUGAUGGAUAUGGCACUCUCUGCUACGAUCCUCGGUUUGUGGGUGGUGAUGGUGUUAUGUUCUAUUUCCAUGGAGCCAAGGGAGGAAACUUUGCUAUUGUCUCCGAUGACAACCUGCAGAUCAACGCUCAUUUCAUUGGAACCAGACCACAAGGAAGGACUAGAGACUUCACGUGGGUACAGGCCCUGGCUGUCAUGUUUGAUACUCAUACUCUUGUUGUUGCAGCAAACAAGGUCUCCCAUUGGGAUGACAGUGUUGAUGCUCUCUCUGUGAGAUGGGAUGGUGAGACAAUCAAUAUCCCCGAAGAUGAAUGGAGGAUUGAUACAGAUGGAAGGAAGGUGGUGGUUGAGAGAACCGAUGAAUGGAACAGUGUAAAGGUGACAGUUUCCGGGCUGGUGGAAUUGAACAUUAGGGUCAGGCCUAUUGGAAAAGAAGAGAACAGAGUUCACAACUACCAGUUACCUGAUGAUGAUGCUUUUGCUCACCUUGAGACACAGUUCAAGUUCAGCAACCUGAGUGAACUUGUUGAUGGAGUCCUGGGGAAGACUUACCAGCCAGGCUAUGUCAGCCCAGUAAAGAAAGGGGUGCCAAUGCCAAUUAUGGGUGGGGAGGACAAAUACCAGACUCCAUCCCUCCUCUCACCAAUCUGCAUGGGUUGCAGAUUCCAAAGGCCAUCUGAGAUUGUCAUUGCCAGGAUCUAAAGAUCUUUCCUCCAUAUCAACAACAUAACUAAUUAAGAGAAAUAAAACAGGAAUCUACAA